Molecule: messenger RNA, 1183 nt
Organism: Mirounga angustirostris (Northern elephant seal)
Lineage: Eukaryota; Metazoa; Chordata; Mammalia; Carnivora; Phocidae
Product: basic proline-rich protein-like
Exons: 3
Coding region: 1-1059 (352 amino acids)
Source: RefSeq, a predicted model, not a curated record
AUGAGGGGGGCUGGCCGCACGGCGCCCCUCAAGCCCCACAGCCAAGGUCUGGGCAGACCAAAGCCCGAGCUGGCGCGGCCACCCCGGGUCUGGGCACUGGGGGGCACGAAGGCUCCCAGGACGCCGACGCACACUCACCCGGCUCCGGGGGGAUGCGGGGCUGGCCGAGCGUCACAAAGACAAGCCCAGCGCGAUCUGGCAAAACCCAACUUUCCACCCGGCUUGCCAGGGCCGCCAGAUACGUCAACAGAAUCCAUCUUUCGAAGGGCCUGGAAGGCGCUGGGUUUUCCGGGCCGGGGCAGAGCGGCAAAGCCGGAGGCGGCCCGGUGCGGUGCCCAGGCGCGGAGUGCGCCGCGCGCCGCCCUCUGUGCCGGGUGCCAGCGCUGGUGGCGGCCCGAAACCCACUUCGGGGCCCCCGCCCCGCCGGCCGGCGCCGCCUCUCCGGCCCCGCCAGCCAGUGCGCGGCGCCGGGAGCAGGAGCGGGGCCCGGGGACGCCGCACGGGUGGCGGCCUCGGCCCGCGUCCCCGCCCCCGCCCGGCCCUCCCAGCUGGCCCCGGCCUCCGGGCGCCGUCCUGCCCACGGAAGCAGGCCCCUCCCCGGGCGCCGGGCCCCGCCAGGCGCGCCCAGCCCGGCGCGCCCCCUCCGUCCCGGUGGCAGGUCCGCACGGGGAGGGCGCGCGGGAGGGACCCCGGCCCGCACUGGGGCACCGCGGUGGCUACCUCGCAGUCGCGGCCGCCGCCUCCAGGAAGCCACGGGGUGGUCGCGGGUGCGGGAACUCUCCGGUCUGGUGUCGCCGCCCGCCGCCUGAAGGGGGUGCGCAGCGGUGGGAGCCGCCGUCGCCGCUGUCACCGAGCCGCUGUCGCCGCCGCCGCCGCUGCCGGUUGUGCAUGCAAAAGUCAAGAACUCAAGGGCUCAUGGACACCAAUUCAGAGAAAUGUUGCCCACCCUACCAAACCUCUCUGCUGCCAGAAGUGAUUCUCUGUGAGAUAGUUUAUUCUUCAUUGCCUUCAAUCCUCCACUUGGCUUUGGCUGUUUCAACAUGGCUUUGGAUUCUCUAGAGCAGGGGUCUCCAAAAUGGGCUGGUCAAACCCCAGGGUGAGUGAGAUAAUACCCUGGGGGGUAGGGAGCAAAUGUCAGAAUCAGUAGAUAGACAGAUUCAGUUUUACUCUUACUAAAAUAAAG